CCAGACAACAUCUUAAUGGACAGCGCCGGUCACUUGAAGAUUGGCGAUUUCGGUCUUGCCGUGAUGAACAUCUUUGGGGAAAGGAAGAUCUCACAAUAUGCCGGAACUCUUAGCUACAUGGCACCCGAGAUUCUUCUGGAGAAGCCCUACAACACGGCAGUGGACUGGUUCUCAGCUGGUGUGACGAUAUAUGAGAUGGCUACUGGCAAAUAUCCAUUCUCUGCCAGUAUAUUUCCUGAAAAAAUUCAGAAGUCACUGAUCAACGAUGUUCCCACCUACCCAAAACGACUCGACCCACAAGCCAGAGACCUCAUAGAGAGGCUCUUAAUCAAGUCACCAGAGAGUCGCCAGUUAGCGGUAUGUAACAUCAGGGAACAUCCAUUUUUCAUGGACAUCGAGUGGACAGAUAUAGAGGAAGCAGCAGCUUGUCCACCAUUCCAACCAGGACCACUACCAGUGAUGACAUCGAAAAAAAUAAAUGAUGUCCUAUCCUCCACCGAAGCCAAUAAGCCACCAAUGGCCGAUAAAGAUCAAAAGCUAUUCUGUGGAUUCACUUUUGCCAAUGCCAGAUGGCAGGUCAUAAAGCCAAUACAAGAACCUGUCAUACGUCAUCGCAGAACAUUUGGCAGAAUUGUGAGAGAGAUCGUCCACAGGAUCUGGAGGAGGAUAAACCACUGGAAGUGAGCAGCUCCACUAUAUAUACAGAUGUCCGCAAUAGAUCAGUGGGAGAAAACCAUCAUGUUAUAGCAGAGCCUCUUGAUGACAUCACACUCACCAGGAAAAUCCACCGAGAAUUGCUGUCCUUGUAUGAGCCUCAAAUUCCAACCUCUGACCUCUAUGUACUCUCCUGACAACUUAUCGGUACUGUGAUAUAACAGUCCUGGUCCUUCAGUUUCAUUUCCAACUGCCACUAGGAGUAACCUGAGGGUCAUAACCUGCAGAGUAGCAGGAGCAGAGAAGCAGCAGGAAGUCGAUGAAGAUUCUUCCACGAAUCAAUGAAUUGACCGCCAGCGCUUCUAGUCCACAAGCUGCCUCUUGUGCCCAAGGGAAGGGUAGUCCUUACGCCAUGGUUCCCUAGAGGUUUCCUCCACAGGGGGUUUUUCCUCUCCUGCGUGCCAACGGAUAACAACAUCAACAAGAAAAUGGUAACUUGUUGGACUCUGCCCUCAGUGUUGAUCACACCAUCCACUAGUGGCAUAGAGGGACCGAAGAGGACAUUUACCACCAAUAAACA
Messenger RNA from Bufo gargarizans (Asiatic toad), 1234 nucleotides. RefSeq names its product protein kinase C delta type-like. Bases 16 to 684 code for a protein of 222 amino acids. Gene Ontology annotation, molecular function: protein serine/threonine kinase activity; ATP binding. Lineage: Eukaryota; Metazoa; Chordata; Amphibia; Anura; Bufonidae. The record is from RefSeq and is a predicted model, not a curated record. Gene Ontology annotation, biological process: protein phosphorylation. The transcript has 5 exons.